Molecule: messenger RNA, 2585 nt
Organism: Leguminivora glycinivorella
Lineage: Eukaryota; Metazoa; Arthropoda; Insecta; Lepidoptera; Tortricidae
Product: fatty-acid amide hydrolase 2-B
Exons: 9
Coding region: 16-1842 (608 amino acids)
Source: RefSeq, a predicted model, not a curated record
UAUCGCACGUUCGAGAUGAACUCUUUCGUAUUCCUAUGUACCGCGUUCUUGAACGUCGGUAUAAACGCGUGUACUCGUGUUGUUCUACUAGUGCUAAGUGCGAGCGUGUACCAAGGGUUUGUGGUGGUUGAGGUGUUCCUGAAUAGCUACAAUUUGGUGUAUCCUCCAUACUUGGCGAAGCCUAUAACGAAGGGACAGUAUUAUGUGUCGAGCGUUGUCGGUGGUGCAGUGACCGUAGUUGCUACAAAGACCAUCAUGCUAAACGGCUUCAUGCGAUGGCUGCUCCGGUUCCUAGUGUCCCUGAUAGCGAUCGGGGUGCGCCCGCUCACAUACUUACUGACCGUGCGGCGCACGCGCAAAGUCCCGCCACCCGCCAACCCCACGCUCUUCAAGUCUGCCACUACGCUCACCAGGAUGAUCAGGAACAAACAGAUCACAUCAGAAGAAGUGGUGGCAGCCUACAUAGAGAGAUGCAAAGAGGCGAAUCCGUACCUCAACGCGAUAGUGGAGCCGAGAUACGAGCAGGCGCUCAGAGAAGCAAGGAGCAUAGACAAAAUGAUAGCGUCGACUGACAGGACACCUGAGGAGCUUGGCAAGGAGUAUCCGUUGCUGGGUGUGCCUAUGACGGUCAAGGAGAGCAUUGCUGUUGAAGGGAUGAGCAACGACAGCGGCACCGUCCGUCCGAGCCGAGUGCCGGCCACCAAAGACGCGGCCAUCAUCAGCCUAGCGCGCGCCGCGGGUGCCAUCCCUAUCGCUGUUACUAACACGCCACAGCUUUGCAUGAAUUGGGAGACGUACAAUAAUGUUACUGGGCUGACGAUGAACCCUUACGAUCAGAAGAGGACCACUGGAGGAUCGUCGGGUGGAGAGGCAGCGUUGAUCUCAUCGGCAGCGUCCAUCGUCGGCGUCGGCUCCGACAUCGCUGGCUCGCUGCGGCUGCCACCCAUGUUCUGUGGCAUCUUCGGACACAAGCCUACUCCAAAAUUAUUAUCCAUUGAAGGCCACAUUCCAGACUGCCUGGACUCAGAAUUUGAAGAAUAUUUUGCAUUGGGACCGUUAUGUCGGUACGCAGAAGAUCUAACGUUACUUUUGAAAGUUUUGAGGCAACCUGGCGCGCCUGAUGUGCCUUUGGACAAACCUGUGGACGUGUCCAAGCUGAAGUUUUAUUACAUGGAAGGUGACAACAGUAACGUAACUGAUAAAAUCGGAGCGGAUGUCAAGAAAGCGAUGGACAAAGCCAAAGCACAUAUCAAAAAUACUUUCAAUAUUGAAGUCAAAGAGCUCAAGAUCAAAAACAUCGAACACAUUUGGGAGAUCAGUAUUCGGGUUCUAAUGAACAUUCGGCACGUUCGCAACAUCUACACUGAUCCAGAGAAACGAGACCAGUGGGUGUCGGUCUGGCCUGAAGUUCUAAAGAAAAUGGUCGGUCUGUCAGACCAUAACUUCACUUGUGUAGCUUAUGGACCGCUGCAGAAGUUUUUCGACUCGUUGCCAAAGAGCUAUUAUGCGAAAUUGUUGAGAAUAUUUGAAGAGAUGAAGCAAGAUUUUGAGAAAGCGCUUGGAGAUGACGCCGUAUUAAUAUACCCAGGUUACCCCUACCCGGCCCAUCUCCACUACCGGGUAUACUACAAGUUCCUCAACUGCGGGUACCUGACCAUCUUCAAUGCUCUAGGUCUACCUGUCACCGCCUGCCCCAUGGGUCUGACAGACAAAGGUCUACCAGUGGGUCUACAACUUGUGUCCAAUAAGUGCCACGAUCAUUUGACGAUAGCUGUCGCUAAGGAGUUUGAGAAAGCCUUUGGAGGCUGGGUACCGCCUAAUAGAGAACCCGUCAGUGUCUAAGUUUAACUUAAAUGUAUGAUGAGAUUACCAAUGUAUGUUUAUUAUGAGAGCGACUUUGCCGACUCUGCAGUUGCUGGCUGCCCAUAACAUGAUUCACGAUUUGCGGAUUUUUUUGGGAAGUACUUACUGUGAAAAUAUAUCAUACAAAUGAGUAGGUUCAAUGAAGUAGGAACUUAUAUCUUGUAUCGUCAAAAUCUCACACAGUAUUGCUUAUUAAGUAUUUAUCUGGUUGCUAGAAAUAAAAGUAUGAGUUGAUUUUGAUGAGUUGAAGAUAUAUGAGUGGCACUAUAACUUAAGAGUUAUUUCUUCCUUUGUUCUAUUUAUUCGAUAUCUUAUAUAUUCUUAAAUCUAUCAAAAAGAAAUCGCCACUGUUGAUUUGAAAAACAUUUGUAUAGGUACAGGCAUGAUGUAUAAUACAAAAGCAGUUCUUUAUACAAGUGAGUACUAAGUAUAUUAGUAUAUCUAGUAUGUAAUUGAUUUUAAAUUGUAUUAUGUAAUAAUAGCUAUUAAGCAUAGGUUGUAUAGGUAAGUCUUCUUUUUAUAGGUCUCUACUGUGAUAAUGUCAUUACAAUAAUAUAUUUGAAAGUAAAAUGUUAAUAUUAUGACAUUUGUGGUAGACGCACAAAUAUGUGAACGAAUUUGAUUUAUUGAUAAGAACGGAUAUACAAAAAAAUAUUAUAUUUUUUACUCUUUCACAUACAUUUUACUUAUUGCAAUGUUUUUGGAAUAAACUUUGUAAAUUA